Messenger RNA from Gracilinanus agilis (Agile Gracile Mouse Opossum), 1323 nucleotides. RefSeq names its product hyaluronidase 1 (gene HYAL1). Gene Ontology annotation, molecular function: hyalurononglucosaminidase activity. Bases 1 to 1323 code for a protein of 440 amino acids. The record is from RefSeq and is a predicted model, not a curated record. The transcript is spliced from 3 exons. NCBI's taxonomy places the organism in Eukaryota, Metazoa, Chordata, Mammalia, Didelphimorphia, Didelphidae. Gene Ontology annotation, biological process: hyaluronan catabolic process; carbohydrate metabolic process.
AUGGCCCUGAGCGCCUUCCUGCUGGGGCUACCCCCGGUCUGUGUCCUCCUGCUGUGCCUGCCCACUCUAGGCCAAAGCGCGGUAGGUCCCGUGGUCCCCGAUGUCCCCUUUGUUGCCGUUUGGAACGCCGGCACUGAUUUCUGCCAGAAAAACUUUCAAGUCAGCAUUGACCUGGACACCUUCCAUAUCGUGGCCAAUCCAGGCCAAGCCUUCAGGGGGCCAAACAUGACCAUCUUCUAUAGCACCCAGCUGGGCAUUUACCCCUCCUACACAUCGGAGGGGCAGCCUAUUCAUGGGGGUCUCCCGCAGAAUGCCAGCCUUGCUGCCCACCUGGCCAGGGCUCAGCAGGACAUCUUGGAUUUUAUCCCCAAACCUGAUUUCCAGGGCCUGGCAGUCAUCGACUGGGAGUCAUGGCUCCCGCUGUGGGCUUACAACUCUGACUCCAAGAACAUUUACCGGGAACGCUCUCGGGAACUGAUCAGAAAGAAGCACCCAGACUGGCCUUCUUGGAGAGUGGAAACUGAGGCUGUAGCCCAGCUUGAGGGAGCAGCCAAGGCCUGGAUGCUGGACACCCUGAAGCUGGGGGAGGCCCUGCGACCCGAAGGGCUCUGGGGCUACUACGGUUUCCCAGACUGCUACAACUACAACUUUGAGAGUCCCAACUACUCGGGCCAAUGCCCACCAGGUAUUGAGGCCCGGAAUGACCAACUACAGUGGAUGUGGGAAGAGAGCCGUGCCCUCUAUCCCAGCAUCUAUCUGUCUACAAAGCUGGCAGGCGAUGCGCACAGCCUGCUUUAUGUUCGUGCGAGGCUUCAAGAGGCUUUCCGGGUAGCAGCGGGCACCCAAAGUCCUGGCCGACACAUCCUGCCCUACGCUCAGAUACUUUAUGAGGACACUGACCGCUUUCUGCCUUUGGAGGAGCUGGAGCAGAGCAUUGGGGAGAGCGCAGCACAGGGAACAGAUGGGAUCGUUCUGUGGAUCAGCUGGGGGAACUACAAGAGCAAGGAAUCCUGCCAGGCUAUCAAGGACUACAUGGAUACCACUCUGGGUCCCUUCCUCUUGAACGUGACCACCAGUACCCGCCUCUGCAGCCAAGCACUGUGCUCAGGGCAUGGGCGCUGUGCCCGCCGCCCAGACCACUCUCACGCCUUCCUCUUCCUUAGCCCAUCCAACUUCUCCAUCCGACGCCAGCCAGUCAGUGGGCACUUGGCAGUAGAGGGCUCUCUGACAGAGGAGGCCAGAGUCAAAAUGGCAAUGGAGUUUGAAUGCCAAUGCUACUCCGGCUGGGAUGGAGAGCGCUGUGAGCGCCAGGAUGACCACUGA